AUGAUUUGUGUGAAGAGCAAGAACCAAAAGAUGAGCUUUGUUGUCCUCUUUCUGCUCCUUCUUCUGUUCCUAAUCUUGAGCACUACCCCAUGUCAGGCUGCUGCAAGGAAAGCCAGAUUUGAGAGAUUUAAAGGUGGUGGUUCUUCUGCUUCUGAGUUCAAACCCUUUAACUUCCAUGGUGCUGCCCUUCAAGGAAACAGUGCACACAAAGAGGGAGACCAAGUUUUUGGUGCAGACAAAAGGAAAGUGUACACAGGUCCUAAUCCUCUACACAACAGAUAA
Messenger RNA from Sphenostylis stenocarpa, 282 nucleotides. Lineage: Eukaryota; Viridiplantae; Streptophyta; Magnoliopsida; Fabales; Fabaceae. The record is from the annotation of a GenBank genome assembly.